UCCCAAACCACCCAUCAUGCCUCCCAAGCUCACCAGCUAUUCCCGCCCCGGCCGCGGCCAACACUUCCAAGACGAAUAUGGCUUCUCCGAAGCCUGCAUUGCCGGCGACAGAAUGGAAAUUGCCGGACAGACCGGAAUGUCCCCAACCUCCACAACCAUCCCCCCAACCCUCGAAGAAGAAGUCGCCCAGGCCUUCGCCAACAUCAACGAGGUGAUCCUGUACGCGCUGGAGCGGGCGCGGCCGGACCUGCGCGCCCAGGUGGCCACCGGGUGGGAUCUGGUCACCAAGCUGCGCACCUACCACGUGAACCUGCCGAAGACCCGGGAGACGAUCAUCGAGCUGAUGGUGGACGAGGUCCGCAGGUGGUGCCCCGGGCACCAGCCGACGUGGACGAUGCUGGGGAUUGAGGCAUUGCCGUUCGAGGGCCAGAAUCUGGAGGUCGAAGUGGAUGUUUAUCUGGGUUCGGGGGUGUAGGUCC
Aspergillus uvarum CBS 121591 is the source of this 479-nucleotide messenger RNA. RefSeq lists its product as uncharacterized. Bases 17 to 475 code for a protein of 152 amino acids. The record is from RefSeq and is a predicted model, not a curated record. NCBI's taxonomy places the organism in Eukaryota, Fungi, Ascomycota, Eurotiomycetes, Eurotiales, Aspergillaceae. The transcript has 2 exons.